Messenger RNA from Trichoplax adhaerens, 288 nucleotides. RefSeq lists its product as uncharacterized. Gene Ontology annotation, molecular function: U12 snRNA binding; pre-mRNA intronic binding. NCBI's taxonomy places the organism in Eukaryota, Metazoa, Placozoa, Uniplacotomia, Trichoplacea, Trichoplacidae. Gene Ontology annotation, cellular component: U12-type spliceosomal complex. The annotation marks the transcript as partial. The transcript has 3 exons. Gene Ontology annotation, biological process: mRNA splicing, via spliceosome. The record is from RefSeq and is a predicted model, not a curated record.
GAGGAAAUAAGAGCUAUGGCAAGAUUUGCUCAUUAUGAGCAGGGAGAACCUUCUAAGGUGCUCUACAUCAAAAAUUUAAGUGAUAAAGUCAAUGAGAAAGAUUUAGUCAUGACCUUUAUAGGAUUUCAAGAAGACAGUAAAGAUAAUAUCCGAUUUCGGUUAAUGAAAGGCAAAAUGAAAGGUCAAGCGUUCGUAACAUUUUCAGAUGUAGCUACUGCGGGGAAAGCACUAGAUGUAGUAAAUGGAUAUAAGCUGAAAGGGAAGCCCAUGGUUAUACAAUACGGGAAG